Kuraishia capsulata CBS 1993 is the source of this 1827-nucleotide messenger RNA. RefSeq lists its product as uncharacterized. The record is from RefSeq and is a predicted model, not a curated record. NCBI's taxonomy places the organism in Eukaryota, Fungi, Ascomycota, Pichiomycetes, Pichiales, Pichiaceae. Gene Ontology annotation, molecular function: transmembrane transporter activity. The transcript has a single exon. The coding region runs from base 1 to 1827 and encodes 608 amino acids. Gene Ontology annotation, biological process: transmembrane transport.
AUGAGACGGCUCCAUCACAUCCUAAACCAUACAAGUGCCCACCUAGUCCAAGGCAACUACACGGAUAACGAUGAGACCAGUAAAAAGGCAGAUGUCGAGGCAGUGGUCGAUCACGUUGCCGAGGAAUCUUCUGAUACAAUCAGUUUAGAGGCUUUGAAUGAGAAGGAGGUCCAGAUGCAUCCCAAUGGGGUCACAGGCGAAUCUCCUGUGGGGGUUCAAAAGGCUGAGGCUGUUGCUCUGGUUUGGAGCAAAACAGCUGUAUAUUUGACGUAUGCUUGGAUUUGGAUUUGUUUCUUUAUGUUGGCUCUUGAACAGUCCAUUGGAAGCAAUGUGAUGGCGUUCGCCUAUGCCGAUUUCAGCGCGGCUUCCCAGGUCAGCACCGUUGGAAUCUUGGCCUCCAUAGUUGGAGGUGUUCUUACUUUGCCUAUCGCAAAGACUUUGAACGUGGUGGGUCGGGCUGAGGCCUACUUGAUCUUUGUGGUUGUCUACAUUAUUGGAAUCAUAAUCCUGGCUGCAUGCAAUGGACCGAAGUCGUAUGCUGCUGGAUAUACGUUUUACUCGGUUGGCUACAGUGCCGUCUAUAUGAUUCUACAAGUGUUCAUUGCAGACACAUCUGGGCUUCAUAACAGAGCCUUUGCCUUCGCCUUCGCGAACGUUCCCUUGAUCUGUACUGCCUUCACCGGACCUCUUGCGGCUGAGUCCUUUCUCAAGGUGACCACCUGGAGAUGGGCUUACGGAGUCUUUGCCAUUGUCAUGCCUUUUGUGCUUGUUCCGUUGGCAUUGGUGUUCAAAUUCUACGAGAUGAAGGCCAAGACGAUUGGGCUUCUUGUUAUAAAUAACUCGGGCCGCUCCUCCUUACGGUCUGUGAUGUACUACAUCCAAGAAUUCGAUAUUGUGGGAGCGUUCAUCUUGAUGGCUGCUUUCAUCCUCUUUUUGCUACCAUUCAGCCUCGAGACAUAUGGUCGUACCGAAUAUAAGAGUGCCUCCUUCAUUGUGAUGGUGGUGAUUGGGUUUUUGCUCUUCUUCGUGUUUGCUGCAUGGGAGAAGUUCUUUGCGCGUACGCACUUCGUCAAGUGGGAGCUGUUCCGCCAGCGAACCGUACUCGGUGCCUUCUGUCUUGCAGCCAUUCUUUUCUUUAGUUACGUCACCUGGGAUGCUUACUUUUACAACUUUGUUUAUGUUGUCUAUAAUUUGCCUGUGUCCAAGGCGGGUUACAUGACCCAGAUUUACAAUGUUGGUUCGUGCUUCUGGUCAGUGGUUUUUGGAGCCUGGUUGCGCUACAUCAAAACUUUUAAGUACACUUGUUUGUUCUUUGGCUUGCCCCUCAUGUUUCUGGGUGCUGGUCUGAUGAUUCACUUCCGUGGUCAGACUAGCGACAUUGGAUAUAUCAUUAUGUGCCAGAUCUUCAUCGCCUUUUCUGGUGGUACUUUGUUCAUAGGGGAGGAUAUGGCCGUCAUGGCUGCAGCCGACCGUGAAGGAAUCCCUAUGAUGCUCUCCGUUUUGAACCUCAGUUCCAGUGUUGGCUCAGCAAUCGGAUAUGCCGUUGCUGCUGCUAUCUAUGACAACGUCUUCCCAUCUGCGCUUCGUGAUGCUCUUCCCGCUGACUCCAAGGAUCUCUGGACGAUCAUCUACUUUGGAGGAGUGUCUACUCAAACAGCAUAUCCUGUUGGAAGUGACAUUAGAAACGCCAUAAAUUACGCGUAUGGCCAGUCUCAAAAAAACGGAGCCAUCGCUGCCACGUGUAUUCUUGUCUUGGCCAUUCCUGCUAUAACUAUGUGGAAGAAUUACAAGGUGGACAAGAAGCAGAACAAGGGUACCGUUAUCUGA